Messenger RNA from Oncorhynchus kisutch (coho salmon), 4009 nucleotides. RefSeq names its product hemicentin-2. Bases 562 to 3279 code for a protein of 905 amino acids. Lineage: Eukaryota; Metazoa; Chordata; Actinopteri; Salmoniformes; Salmonidae. The transcript has 12 exons. The record is from RefSeq and is a predicted model, not a curated record.
GGACCUGUAGACUACAUUCACUGGUUGAUGAACGGCCAGCUCAUCUCCCUAAACAACAGAACAUUCUUCUCUACGGGCAACAAGACAAUGGUUAUCAAUCCAAUCCAAUUUUCUGACAAUGGAGAAUAUCUCUGUGAGGCCUUUAAUGCUGUCAGCAACCUGACCAGCAUGACAUACAAGCUUGUGGUAAACUUUGGACCAGAGAGACCUGCUGUAACUAGUCCGGAUAUAACAAUGACAGGACACAGCGUGACCUUCAAUUGCUCAGCCUCCUCUCAGCCUCCCAGCCAGUUCAGCUGGUUCUUCAAUGGCUCCCAGAUGGUGGCUGGCUCAGUGUAUGAGACUGGCCCACUGACCUUAGCCAAUCAUGGGGAAUACACCUGUGUGGCCUUCAACAACAUCACUGGCAGAAACAGCACUGUCUCCAAGAUGCUCAUUGUUGUUGGUAAGACGGAAGAGACAAUUAAACUGUUUAACUUGUGGAUAUAAGCCAUUCAACAUGCAGUGAUUGAAGUCAAUAUCUUGUGAUACUCUGACGUUUUCUUUCCAGAACCAGUCACCAUGGCCAUGGUGAAAGCAAUGGGAUCCCAGCCAAUUCUGAACCAGACAUUCUCUCUGACCUGUGAGACCACUGGAACCAUUUACUCCAUUCAUUGGAUGAGGAACGGCUGGCCUCUGUAUGCUGACAACAGAACAGACUUCUCUAUGAACAACAAUACACUGACAAUCAACUCUGUCCAGCAUUCUGACAACGGAGACUAUAAGUGUUUUGCCUCCAACCCACUCAGCAACAUGACCAGCCGAAACUACAGACUGAUCGUCAACUAUGGUCCAGAGAGACCUGCUGUAACUAGUCCAGAUAUAGCAAUGACAGGACACAGCGUGACCUUCAACUGCUCAGCCUCCUCUCAGCCUCCCAGCCAGUUCAGCUGGUUCUUCAAUGGCUCCCAGAUGGUGGCUGGCUCAGUGUAUGAGACUGGCCCACUGACCUUAGCCAAUCAUGGGGAAUACACCUGUGUGGCCUUCAACAACAUUACUGGCAGAAACAGCACUGUCUCCAAGAUGCUCAUUGUUGUUGAACCAGUCACCAUGGCCAUGGUGAAAGCAAUGGGAUCCCAGCCAAUUCUGAACCAGACAUUCUCUCUGACCUGUGAGACCACUGGGACCAUUUACUCCAUUCAUUGGAUGAGGAACGGCUGGCCUCUGUAUGCUGACAACAGAACAGACUUCAUUAUGAACAACAAUACACUGACAAUCAACUCUGUCCAGCAUUCUGACAACGGAGACUAUAAGUGUUUUGCCUACAACCCACUCAGCAACAUGACCAGCCGAAACUACAGACUGAUCGUCAACUAUGGUCCAGAGAGACCUGCUGUAACUAGUCCGGAUAUAGCAAUGACAGGACACAGCGUGACCUUCAACUGCUCAGCCUCCUCUCAGCCUCCCAGCCAGUUCAGCUGGUUCUUCAAUGGCUCCCAGAUGGUGGCUGGCUCAGUGUAUGAGACUGGCCCACUGACCUUAGCCAAUCAUGGGGAAUACACCUGUGUGGCCUUCAACAACAUCACUGGCAGAAACAGCACUGUCUCCAAGAUGCUCAUUGUUGUUGAACCAGUCACCAUGGCCAUGGUGAAAGCAAUGGGAUCCCAGCCAAUCCUGAACGAGAGAUUCUCUCUGACCUGUGGCACCGCUGGAACGGUUUACUCCAUUCAGUGGAUGAGGAACGGCUGGCCUCUGUAUGCUGACAACAGAACAGACUUCUCUAUGAACAACAAUACACUGACAUUCAACUCUGUCCAGCAUUCUGACAAUGGAGACUAUCAGUGUUCUGCCUCCAACCCCCUCAGCAACAUGACCAGCACAGAAUACAGACUGAUUGUCAACUAUGGUCCAAAGAGACCUGUUAUCAUGAGUCCGGAUAUAGCAAUGACAGGAUACAGCGUGACCUUCAACUGCUCAGCCUCCUCUCAGCCUCUCAGCCAGUUCAGCUGGUUCUUCAACGGCUCCCAGGUGGAGACUGGCUCAGUGUAUAAGACUGGUCCACUGACCAUAGCCAGUCAAGGGGAGUACACCUGUGUGGCCUUUAACAAUGUCACUGUCAGAAACAGCACUGUCUCCAAGAUGCUCACCAUCAUUGCACCUGUGACCAUGACCAUGGUGAAAGUCAUUGGAGCCCAGCCAAUACUGAACGAGAGAUUCUCUCUGACCUGUGGCACCGCUGGAACGGUUUACUCCAUUCAGUGGAUGAGGAACGGCUGGCCUCUGUAUGCUGACAACAGAACAGACUUCUCUAUGAACAACAAUACACUGACAUUCAACUCUGUCCAGCAUUCUGACAAAGGAGACUACCAGUGUUCUGCUUCUAACCCCCUUAGUAACAUGACCAGUCCAAACUAUAGACUGAUCGUGAACUAUGGACCAGAGAUGCCUGUUAUAACGGGACCAGCAUUAGGAGAAACAGGACACAACUUGACCUUAAACUGCUUGGCCUCCUCUCAGCCUCUCAGCCAGUUCAGCUGGUUCUUCAAUGGCUCCCAUGUGGCGACUGGCUCAGUGUAUAAGACGGGCCCUCUGACUUUAGCCAGUCAAGGGGAAUACACCUGUGUGGCCUUCAACAACAUUACUGGCAGAAACAGCACUGCUUCCAAGAUGCUCACCGUCAUUGAGGCUAUAAAGUCAGUGAUGGUGAAACGAAACAAAACGCCGAUAUCAUCUGACAACCUAACCCUGACCUGUGAUGUCACCGGGCGCUAUGACACCAUCUACUGGAUGAAGGACAACCUGUCUCUGGUCCUGAACAACACCUUGAACUCUGACAUAACCAUCUCUAACAACUCUCUGCACUUCAGUCCAGUUAAGGUGUCUAACGAUGGAAACUAUCAGUGCGUUGCCACCAAUCUCUUUGGUCCACACACCAGCCCUAAAUACCAGCUACGGGUGAACUAUGGCCCCCUGAGUGUGAACAUCUCUGGCCCAGUCUCAGUGGUGGUUGGCUCAGUAAUCACAGUCACGCUGAAGUGCUCUGCUGACUCCCGGCCAACCAGCGAUUACGGGUGGAUAUUCAACAACCAAUCAGUGCUAGGGACUGGUCCUUUGAUGGCUGUUAUCGCCUCCUUGGAGAAUGCAGGGGACUACACUUGUGUGGCCAAGAACCCUGUGACCAACAUCUCAAUGUCCAAGACCAUUAGUCUGGAUGUCCCUGGCCACUCGCCUGCCCCUCCAUUCCUGUCCAGAGUUGGUCUGAUGCUGACGGCCCUGCUAGCCCUCUCUCUCUGCCUCUGAUCAACCACUGAGACCACCACAGUAAGCACACUGCAUGUCUGUCUGCUGGCUGGGAGCCAAUCACUCCCUUCCCUCUACCUUCACUGACUCCCCUCACUGAUCUGAAAAAGGACUGGAUAGAAAUAAGUGGUUUUAUAUCACAUUGUACUUGCCCCAUCUUGCCACUAUAGGGCUGGGUUUAGUAUGCCCAGCUCCUUUCCAAUGCUUUUACAUUGUGAGGAGAGAGAACAAGAGGUCAGAUGGGAGGGGUCUAUCCCCUUAGAAUAGAACCCACCUCGACAGUGUGUUUUUGCCAAUCAUCUCUAUAAAUAAAAACAAAAAUCUUGAAAACUGGUCUUCAACAUGAUAAAUGAAAGGGCAAACAUCCACUGCUCAGCAGCACUGCCUAGUUCUGUUUCUAAAAGUUCUUAGAUAUUUACUGCCCUUGUGACUGUGACUGUUGCCCUGGAGUCCAUUCACUGAGUCCCUUUCUGUGUUGUUCUGUGUUUGAUCAUGUAUGUAAAAGCUGUUAUUUAAGUACACAUUCAGGUUUAAUUAACUUGUAAAUACCUUAAAGGUAAAACAUUUAAAUUGAUAGUACAGUUAACUGGUGUUUAUGUAAAAUAUGACUUGUUUUUGCAUAAGCUUGUAAAUUCUCGGAGGAGACGCAGGCUUGUGCUGUUGUCUUAUGUUUAUAUUUCCUCUUCAUUAAUUAUUGUCUUAAAUAAAGUGUUGUCUUUUCACACCUGUC